AUGGCAAAAACGCUGUGGAGUACAUUCCUUCUGGCCAUCUUUGUCCUACUUCUGAACUCAAGCCAUGAAGCAAAAAAAUUCCUUGGGACCAUUUUGAUUCAAGAGCAGAGUCAGGAAGCAUUGGAUACUUUCAAAACUGUUUACAAUGUUUUCAACAAUGACACAUACAUCAGCAACAUCAAGAACAUCAAAGUGUGGACAUGGUCUGGGAUGAUCUAUGGGAAGGUAGAACUUGGUCAAACAACGUGUACCAGGAUUGAAUCUGACGUGGAAAAAUGUCCUUUAAAAACUGAGUUUCGGCCAACAAAUGGUGCCCAAGGAGUUACAAGGUAUGUCAUAACAAAGCCAGUACAAAACACAUGCAGUGAGUUCCUUUCUCAAGUGGCUGACUGUCCCUUCAACGAACAAGCAGAUCAGCAGAAGAAAGUGCUCUGCAAUUUCGUUACCACCAACCUCACUACACAGUUGUAUAAGAUUGUCAUGAAUAUCAAGUGUCUUAAUGUCUGA
Molecule: messenger RNA, 507 nt
Organism: Mastomys coucha (southern multimammate mouse)
Lineage: Eukaryota; Metazoa; Chordata; Mammalia; Rodentia; Muridae
Product: cystatin-related protein 2-like
Exons: 4
Coding region: 1-507 (168 amino acids)
Source: RefSeq, a predicted model, not a curated record